Messenger RNA from Acanthopagrus latus (yellowfin seabream), 2002 nucleotides. RefSeq names its product PWWP domain-containing DNA repair factor 3A. Lineage: Eukaryota; Metazoa; Chordata; Actinopteri; Spariformes; Sparidae. The coding region runs from base 300 to 1760 and encodes 486 amino acids. The record is from RefSeq and is a predicted model, not a curated record. The transcript has 13 exons.
GUUUGCCUUGUGAUUCAAGCUUCAUUGCACUUUCGAGGUCUCGUUUCAGUCCUUGGCAGGCAGUGAAUGUGUGCUAAACUUCGGUCUGUGCUGUCGUUCGUAGCUAACCCUCAAAACACACGGCUGACUUAAAGAUUUUAAGCAGUCAGACCUUUUAUCUAUCUGACAGCCCUGGUCAGGGGGGGAUUGGAGGACAUCAGCCCUGAUGAAUGUCCCACCUUGAUACUUAGGCAGACCUCUGAUCCGAUGUACUUAAGGGAGGUUUUUCUAGAGAGAGGUUUACACCAACUCAUGCGAAAAUGAAAGGUGUACCUCAGAAAACAAGAACAAGGAGACCUAAGAAGACGCCGACAGAGAAAGUCACUUCAGACGUUGCCUCCUCUCAGGCCACAGAGGGAUUAGAUGAUGUGUCAGCUUGUGAUUUUGCCGUUGUCAGCCAGUCUGCUGAGAGUUCCUUACAAAGCACACCAAAACGGGGCAGGCGACGAAUGGGACACACACAAGAGGCCUCCCAGAGCUGCAGUAAAACCAAUGGUCCACCAGUCAAGUGCCGGCGUGGCAGGCCACGGAAGACCAAAACAGAAGACACUACUAUUCAGACACUCAAACGCUCCAGACCUAGAUUUGAAUUGGAGAGGGCUGAUGCAGCAGAGCAAGAUGUGUCUUUGCGGUCCUCAGAUCUAUCAAUAGAGCUGAGUCACAAUGAGGAACAGCUGCCGACUUUGUCCCCUGAGGAAGAUGGGAAAAGUGAUGCUGAUGACGAGGAGCUACCAAGUUUCUUGAUGCAGGUGGACAAAAAGCCCCCGUCAAUUACAGAAGGACAGUUUGUGUGGGUCAAAUACAGAAAUUAUCCAUUCUGGCCAGCAUUGGUGAAAAGUGUGAACCGCAAGCAGAAAAAAGCUAGCAUCUUGUUCAUCGACGACCCAAAGAUUCACCAAAAGAAAGGGUUUACUGUGGCUCUGAAAACCCUCAAGCCCUAUGACUGUGAAGAAGCCAGUGAACUGGUGUGUAAAGCCAAAGAAGAGUAUGAUGCUGCCAUUGACUGGUCCUUGGACCUCAUAGGAGACUACAGAAUACGGAUUGCAUGUGGCUCAUUCUCUGGCUCUUUCAUUGAGUACUUCGCCCAUGACAUGAGCUAUCCAGUGAGGAGAACGUACCCACAGGCAGCCUCAGAGAGACUAACCAUCGCCAGCGAUGCACUGACGGAGGUGCCAUGCAAUGAUCAUAAGGAGGACAGUUCUUGUGAACAGCAGGAGGAGGUCAGCAGGAGUUCAAAGAGGCUGCUGCCAGAUCGGAGUCAUGCCGCCCACAACCGCGCUAAUGAGAAGCUGGUGCAUUUCAUCGUAAAGCAGCGCAUGGUGGAAGAACACCUUCUGGCUGUGAUCCGUGGGCAGGAGCAGUCCAGAUGGCUUCGCUCCUUCUUGAGUGCCAAUCGGAGACGGGUGGUGAACAUAUACCUGGAAGAUGACCAACAGUUGGACCAGGUCUACUGGUACCUGAACAAUCUCUAUGCAACGGCCGUGGCCACCGCCACUUGCCUGUCGGAAGUGAAAUCCAUGGAGCGUGUCCCCUUUGUCCUGGAUGUGCUUCUUCCUGAGGCCAUCAUCCACGCCAUAGCUGGGGUGAACAAUGUGUCUGUGAAAAAGGCAGAAGAAAGUUACAUGAAGGGCCGGAGCAUCAGUAACAGAGAGCGGCAGGAGUUUGAUCAGAUGAUUGAGCGGCAAAUGAGUCAGAAGAACACUGCACUUGCGUUAGUCUGACCCCAUCUGUCAUGAAAAGUAUUGUAAAAACAGAACCUAUUUUUAUAUUGUUGUUUUGUCUUGUUUUGUUUUGUUUUUUCAAGAUAAUGUUGCAGCAUGUGUGCCUUACAUAAAAGAACAUGAAAUACUGUACAUACUGGACUCACAAAAGCUGGUUUUAAAACAAUAAUGUUAACAAAAGCUUGACAAUCUCAUUUAACUGCAUUUUUGCUGCCAAAUAAAAUAACUUUUCUCAGUUUCUA